AUGAUCAGGAUAUCGUUCUUGCUGAUAAUCGUUGCUCUCUGCGUUGUGAAUGCCAUAGUUCUAUUGGAUCACCCGAUCGCUGAUCAAGCUCCACCUUCAUUGCCCCAAGUCAACUCUUCUACACCACAUUGCCUUGGCUGUGAUGCAUCAACAGCAAAAGCUCUCUACGGACGCGAUCUAGAACGACGCUCGGGUCACAUCGAACCAACACCAGACACAUCCUACGACGUUAACGGACGCGGCACAGUCCGUGUCCUAGUCCCUAGAGAUCGAUACGAAGCUCCCAAUUCCGCUACUUUGUUACGAACACAGCAGGCAUGGGCUCAAGCCUCAGGACUCUCUAUUCAAUGGGUGCCCAUGGCUUCAGGAACAACAUAUCAAGAUUAUUUGACUGUGGUGCUCGAAAUGUGUAAUCAGACUGUUGCAUCGUUUACCAGAAGCAGCUCGGUACAGACGUCGGAUUACGCACCCAUUGAUCUGGUUUGGAUUGAUGCUGCCAGUGGUGGUAUACUCAGUGACUGCUUGAUUGAUAUGUGGGGGUGGGACUCGACUCUUGGUGGUGGUCACAAUUCAGUCAUUUUGAAUGGUGGUGUUGUUCCUGCUGUGAACAAUCGUACCAAGCGAUUAGUGAGCUUGCCUGCUGAAGCUGACUUUGGACUGAUGUACUACAACUUGGACAUUCUCAACCGUUAUGGAUUCUCCGAACCUCCCAAAGACCUUGCAGAGUUUGAAACUCAAUUGACUACCAUCAUACAAGCAGAGCAUUCUCUUGAAAACUAUGGAUUGUGUGGUAUUACCUCAGAGUACUCAGCAACGGAAGGAUUGACAGUAAACGCAAUCGAAUGGAUUAGACUCGGCGGUGGCUCCAUCCUGUCCUCUUCCCUAAACAACGUAACUGUCGCCACAACGGCAUCAGCCCAAAUCCUCGUUCGAGUCGCUUCGUGGGUCACAUCCAAUCUCAUCGAUCCCCGAGAUUUGUCAUCAACAUCAGAUGCAGACGCCGUGAAUCGUUUCUUGGAUGGCAAAGCCGUGUUUUUACGAUCUUGGACGGGUGUUAUUAGAUCCUUACGUGCUUCGUCUUCAUUCAAUUGGGGUGUUAUGCCGAUGAUUCCAUUGGAGAAUAGUGGCGGAGUUAAUCCUAGUGUGGUUGGUGGAUGGUGGCUCGGUGUUUCAAGAGCUGCCGCAAACCCUGCUGCUGCUAUUCGAGUUGUGAAGUAUCUUACCUCGUUGGGAUACCAGAGGAUGAACACUAUCAACGGUGGUGCUAAUUGGAUGAUUCCUACGUAUCCCUCCCUUAUGAAUGGUAAGAUUUGUGGUCGUUGGACAUUCGUCUCCAUGAUUGAUCCUCAGUUUUUGUCCUCGCCUAACAUAACCUCAACCAUACCAUCAGAUGUAUCCGUGGUCAACACAAUCGGCUCAGACGUCGCCAACCUCGUCCAAAACGUCAACAUCACUCUCCGCCCAGCACUCGCAACCUCAAACCUCUAUGCAGCCUUAUCAUACCAAGUCUCAACAACCGUAAACAGCGUCCUACUUGGUCAAAUCUGGGUCGUGGACGCUCUCGGAACUCUAGACACAAGUCUUCGAGUCCUACUAGGCCAAUCCUUACUCAAUGCACCCAACAUUACCAACAUUGAUUCAAGUCUCAAUAACGGAACUACCACUGGACGUGGUCACGCGUCGCCGUCAUGGCUCAAGACUCAGCUUGGUGGACUGCUGCUUGUGGUUGCGCUUACGUGUGCCGGUGCUGCGCUCUAUAAGAGGAAGAUGAUGCUGCAGAGAAAGAGAAAGAGUGAUGGGUUUACAGAGCUAAAGGAGGAAACUGAGGGACCAAAGAAUGUGGAGGUGGCUGGGAUUGUGGAGAUGGUCAAUGUUGAGAGGACACAGAAGCAAACACUUGUGUAG
Messenger RNA from Synchytrium microbalum, 1905 nucleotides. RefSeq lists its product as uncharacterized. Lineage: Eukaryota; Fungi; Chytridiomycota; Chytridiomycetes; Synchytriales; Synchytriaceae. The record is from RefSeq and is a predicted model, not a curated record. The transcript has 4 exons. Bases 1 to 1905 code for a protein of 634 amino acids.